Molecule: messenger RNA, 2532 nt
Organism: Pseudophryne corroboree (corroboree frog)
Lineage: Eukaryota; Metazoa; Chordata; Amphibia; Anura; Myobatrachidae
Product: oocyte zinc finger protein XlCOF7.1-like
Exons: 5
Coding region: 117-1493 (458 amino acids)
Source: RefSeq, a predicted model, not a curated record
GCGUUCCACCUUAUUUCCGGUCACUGCAUUCCAUUCCACAGUCAGGAAGCCUCAAUGUCCGUGGAGAUCAGGAGGGGAAGUAUAUAGAAGAACAGAGGGGUCUGUACAAGGACGUGAUGAUGGAGAAUCACCGGCCCCACACAUCACUGGAUGGGUCCAGUAACAGAGAUACCCCAGAGAGAUGUCCCCGUCCUCUGUAUUCCCAGGACUGUACAGAGGAGAAUCACAGGAUCCCACAGGAGGAUCAGGAUGAAUGUCUCGCUGACAUUAAGACAGAAGAUAUAGAGGAAGAAGAAGAGACGUAUGUGACUGAUAUAAAGGCAGAAGAUAUAGAGGGAGAAGAAGAGACGUAUGUGACUGAUAUAAAGGCAGAAGAUACAGAGGGAGAAGAAGAGACGUAUGUGACUGAUAUGAAGGCAGAAGAUAUAGAGGUAGAAGAAGAGACGUAUGUGACUGAUAUAAAGGCAGAAGAUAUAGAGGGAGAAGAAGAGACGUAUGUGACUGAUAUAAAGGCAGAAGAUAUAGGGGGAGAAGAAGAGAUGUAUGUAACUGAUAUAAAGGCAGAAGAUAUAGAGGGAGAAGAAGAGAUGUAUGUGACUGAUAUAAAGGCAGAAGAUAUAGAGGGAGAAGAAGAGACGUAUGUGAGGGGUGAUCAGCAGUGUAAGGAGGAGGAGAUUCCUACAGAUAUCAGCACAGAUGGACACACAAGCAGGAAUAUCUCAGAAGGACAUCUAAUGUUAUCCCCGGAUUGUGACAUAAAAGAUAAUGACAGUAGACAGGAUUCUCAAGGAACUAACCCCAUUGCUCCAAUUAUACAUCCAGCUCUAUCAGCUGGUCCCUCUGAUCCUGGGGAAUGUUCUCCUGAUCACUCUGGUAUUGGUGCAUCUUUUACAGAUCUGACAGUAGAUACAGAGUUUCCCUGUUCUAUAGAUGCCAAAUGUUUUACACAUAACACAAAGCUUAUUACCCAUCAGCCAGCUAAGGCAGGUGAGAGGCCAUUUCCAUGUUCUGAGUGUGGGAAAUGUUUUACACUGAAAUCAAAUCUUGUUAAACAUCAGAGAUGUCACACAGGUGAGAAACCAUUUCCAUGUUCUGAGUGUGCAAAAUGUUUUGCACAUAAAUCAGAACUUGUUAGACAUCGGAGAAGUCACUCAGGUGAGAAACCAUUUGCAUGUUCUGAGUGUGCGAAAUGUUAUGCACAUAAAUCAGAUCUUGUUAUACAUCGGAGAAGUCACACAGGUGAGAAACCAUUUCCAUGUUCUGAAUGUGGGAAAUGUUUUGCACAUACAUCACAUCUUGUUGUACAUCUGAGAAGUCACACAGGUGAGAAACCAUUUUCAUGUUCUGAGUGUGGGAAAUGUUUUGGAAGUAAACCAGAGCUUGUUAUACAUCAGAGAAGUCACACAGGAGAGAAACCAUUUUCAUGUUCUGAGUGUGGGAAAUGUUUUUCACAACUAUCAAAUCUGGUUAGACAUCAGAGAACUCACAGGUGAAACAGCAUUUCCAUGUUCUGAGUGUCAUAAUCAGCUCUGUUGCACACAAUAGACAUCACACAGGUGAGGAACCUUUUUAAUCUCAUCACCAUUGCCAUGCAAUGUUCCUCAAGGUCCUGUCCUUUCUCCUAUGCUUUUUGCAAUAUACCUGCUGCCACUGGGUGAAGCAAUCAGACGUCAUGCCCUGGUCUGCCACUGCUAUGCUGAUGACCUGUCUUUUGCUCUGUGUUCUCGGAAACUCAAUACUAAUCCUAAGUGGCUGUCGAGCUGAGCUCCAGGUGUGGGUGAUGCCAGUUGUCUGUGACUCAGUCCUGGAGAAACAGAGGUCCUUAUGGUAGAAGGUCACCAACAAAGGGCAAGAAACUGAACUUAUGCAUUUGGGUUCAGAGUUACAAAAUGCUGAUCAUGUGCGGAGUCUUGGAGUUGUCUUGGAUUGUGUCUGACACAAACAUCAGGUAUGGGCCACAUUCAAAUCCUCAUUCUUUCAUCAGUUGACCAUAUCCAAAAGCAAGCACCUGAUUCUCUCAAAAGCUCUACCUGAAGUCAUACAUGCACUUGUAUCAUCACGCAUAGACUACUGCAAUGUCCUCUACCUGGGUCUCCCAGCAAAAUAAUUAAACUGCUUGUAGCUUGUACAGAAUGCAGCAGCCAGGCUGUUACCUAACCAGCCCGUUCCUGCCACAUAACACCCAUUCUCUGCUCCCUUCACCGGCUGCCUGUAAGAUGGUGACUAUUUCAUAAUCUUACUGACUUUCCCAGCCCUACAUGACCAGGGUCCGUGGUACCAGAAGAAGCUUCUGCCUCCUUAUGGCCCUACUUUCUUACUUCCACCUGCAGAUGAAGGACUGUUACCAGCAGCACCAAGAAUCUCCAGUAAUUCAUUUGUGGAUGAUCUAUUAGCAUUGUAGCCCUGACCAUGGAACCUGCUGCCUCGCACAGUCCAAGAGACCUCCACUCUGGAGACUACAAACAGACUGAUGACUGUGACACGUUUCAUUAAUGUUCCUUCACUUCCUAAAUAAUAUAUCCCACAUGCUGA